Molecule: messenger RNA, 949 nt
Organism: Pseudocercospora fijiensis CIRAD86
Lineage: Eukaryota; Fungi; Ascomycota; Dothideomycetes; Mycosphaerellales; Mycosphaerellaceae
Product: glycoside hydrolase family 17 protein
Exons: 3
Coding region: 4-759 (251 amino acids)
Biological process (GO): carbohydrate metabolic process; cell wall organization
Cellular component (GO): fungal-type cell wall; extracellular region; cell surface
Molecular function (GO): glucan endo-1,3-beta-D-glucosidase activity; 1,3-beta-glucanosyltransferase activity
Source: RefSeq, a predicted model, not a curated record
AGCAUGAAAGUGUGGCUUGGUGUAUACCUCGAUGGGAACCAAACGACGAAUGACAGGCAGAUGUCACAUCUGUACCAGAUACUCGACAAGUACGACCACAGCUCCUUCGUUGGCGUGAUCGUGGGCAAUGAGGUACUGUACGCGAAGACAUGGACGGCAACACAACUUCAGACGCAACUCCAAGAGAUUCGCAACAACUUCACAUCCAAGGGCAUCAACCUUCCCGUAUCAACAGCCGACCUAGGAGAUAACUGGGAUGCAACCCUUGCCCAAGCCUCAGACAUCGUGAUGGCGAACAUCCAUCCCUUCUUCGCUGGCACCGUUGCAAAAGACGCUGCAAGCUGGGCCUACACAUUCUGGCAGGGAAAAGACAUCCCCCUGAAAAGUGCCAAAACAGAUCAGACGGGAACUCUCAUCUAUCCCACACAAAUCAUCUCUGAGAUCGGCUGGCCGAGUCAAGGCGGCAAUGACUGCGGCGAUGCCAGCGAUCCGGCAUUUGGCUGCACAUCAGAAACAGACGGCGCGGUGGCCAGCAUUGACAACUUAAACACCUUCAUGGAUGGAUGGGUGUGCGAUGCUUUGAGCAACGGUACUACCUUCUUCUGGUUCGAGGCUUUCGACGAGGAAUGGAAGCAUCAAUUCGAUACAGAACACAACAAAUGGGAGUCUGCCUGGGGCCUGUUUGACAGUGACAGGAGUCUCAAAGACGGCAUUAAAAUCCCCGAUUGCAGCGGGAAGACGAUUGAUAAAGCAUACUGAUAAUGAUUGAUGAAGAAAGAAUUGGUUAAUGUAAUUUGCAUUCUGAAAAUCGAUACGACAUCAAAGCGAAGGCGUUCUCCGGGGGGCAUUUGGGAUCAGAGUAGCAUAUGGAAUGGUCCGGGACAGCUAGCACGAGACUUACCAAUAACUACUACGGCUAAAUUGAACAACAACAAGAAGAAAGAGAACG